AUGGCGUUCAAGGAUAUGUGGAGACUACCUGACGGCUCAGUCCACUGCCUCCACCACCAGCCCGCCGUCAGGCUUUUUUCCAAAACGGAGGCCAGUAUGGGAAGGGUCUUCUACAAGUGCAGUAAACCGCGGGGCGAUGUCAGGAAUUGUGGUGGAUUCGUUUGGGAGGACGAUGUGCAGUUCUUACAAUUAUGGACUGGGGAUUCAUCUACCGGCGCGCAUUCUCCAGACGAUAGCACAUCACCAGGAUCCACUGUGACUUUGGCCUCUCAACCCUCAACCCCCAACAGGCUGCCCCGGACCACGGAGGUCCAACGCGAUACUCAAGUCGCCGAGGGGUCCACCUCGAAAGCGAAACCAACUAUCAUCGACCUCCUCCUUACGCCCCCUCCAAGCAACCUGAAAGGCAAGGGGAAGGGGAAACGCAAGUUCGAUGAAUCUGAAGAUGCGCCAGGUGAAGGUAGUCCGACUCCGGCCAAAAGAACUCGGGGCGAUCACGACAAUGAAUUGGAACAAGCUGAAAGUGCUCUUAGUCCCUUGGCUCUGAAUGUUCCUCCAACUCCACGAGAAGGCGGGGACGUCAGGAUGCGACCGUCUGCACCAGAAGACCAUCGCAUGGGAACUCAAGAGGGUGCCGGAAGUAACAAUACAAAUACAGGCGUUCCCAUUGCUGAUCCUGAGGACAAUCCAUUUUUCGUCCCUCCGACUAGGGCCGCCUCCUUAUUGCCCCAAGAGCAGUUCGGAUUCCUAGACGAGAAAUCCACCGAGAUCUCCGCCGCAUCACAAGCCCUCACCGUACAACUCUCCUCACUGACGGGCAAACUCAAACGUGAGGUCGCCCUAGUACGGGGAAUUAGUGCUGCGAAGGAUCAACAGAUUGCGGAAUUAGAGCAGGAGAAUGAACGUUUAUCGCUCAAAGUACAAUGCCUUACUUCAGAACUCACUCUCCUCAAGGCUCAGUUACUCGACUAA
Pleurotus ostreatus (oyster mushroom) is the source of this 972-nucleotide messenger RNA. RefSeq lists its product as uncharacterized. NCBI's taxonomy places the organism in Eukaryota, Fungi, Basidiomycota, Agaricomycetes, Agaricales, Pleurotaceae. Gene Ontology annotation, molecular function: zinc ion binding. Bases 1 to 972 code for a protein of 323 amino acids. The transcript is spliced from 5 exons. The record is from RefSeq and is a predicted model, not a curated record.